Molecule: messenger RNA, 1064 nt
Organism: Chironomus riparius
Lineage: Eukaryota; Metazoa; Arthropoda; Insecta; Diptera; Chironomidae
Source: the annotation of a GenBank genome assembly
CAAAAGUCGACAGUAAUUCACUUUUCGCGAGAGUUGCUCCUCAGUUCUAUUCAAUUUAAGAAGCUAAAUACACAGAAAAUAUUUUUUUGUUUUGUUUGACUUUUAUUAAGAAUUAUCAAUAAUUCAAUAAUCGGCUCAAUGUAAUAAGUUUAAAUUAUAGUCUUUGGUGAAAUGAAUGAAAUUGUGUUUAUUCCAAUUCCACCCCUUCCGCCAAAAAUUUCAUCAUGUGAGAUCUCAAUGCAUGUAAAAUCCCGAAGUAACACUUUCAAAUUUAAGGAAAUACUUUUUAGGCAGAAAAAUGCUGACACAUCAUUUAAAGAUGUUGACGGAAUUAUUAUGAAAAAUUGUUUAAAUGCUGACGAUGCUCUUCAAAUGCUUCAAAUGCAAUGGUUUUUAGAGACAUUCAAUAAAUCAGUUCAAACUUUUAUGAUAAAAAUUGAAAUUGAUGAAUUGAUUGAUUCUUUAAAUACAGCAAGUGUGUCAAAAUUGAUGAAAAAUAUGAGAAAGAAAUUUUGGAUAAUUUUGUUUCAAACCUUUUGCGGUAAAUGUCAAAUAUUUUGGAAGUAUGACGAAAAAUCAUUUUGGUUAAAAAUGGAUACGCAAGUUUCUAACUUUGUGCUGGAUUUCUUGGCAUCAUCAAUGACAAAUGAUCAUCCAGGAGUCUCUAAUGACAUCUUAACAAUGACAAGUUCAACACAACAAAUUCUAGAGCUUGACCUGCUUUCUUUAAUCGAUUCUCGAAACUACAACCUCUUAAUGCUUGCCGCGGAAGACACCCGGGUGGACACAGCCAGUUAAAGUCCAUUAUUGGACAAUCAUUUAACAGUCUUUUAACUUGUCGAAAUAUAUACGAUAUAGAGAACUAUACGUUAACUAGACUUUAACUGGACAUUCAUGCUAAUCAAUCAAGUGUUCGAAACUCAAAAAUAAUUUUCCUUACUUUUUUGACCAUAUACUUCACAAGCGCUUACAGAAAUCACUUAUAUAAGGUCUACCAAAAUUUGUAUGAAACUUUUAAGUAAAUAUAAUUGUUUCACGCGCAAGUGUUCGAGACUCAAUUUUUA